Messenger RNA from Aspergillus pseudotamarii, 1264 nucleotides. RefSeq names its product proliferating cell nuclear antigen. The transcript has 6 exons. Gene Ontology annotation, biological process: leading strand elongation; regulation of DNA replication; mismatch repair. Gene Ontology annotation, molecular function: DNA polymerase processivity factor activity; DNA binding. Gene Ontology annotation, cellular component: PCNA complex. NCBI's taxonomy places the organism in Eukaryota, Fungi, Ascomycota, Eurotiomycetes, Eurotiales, Aspergillaceae. The record is from RefSeq and is a predicted model, not a curated record. The coding region runs from base 128 to 904 and encodes 258 amino acids.
AAUUUCUCCUCUACUUGAAUUCUUAACUUCUCCCAAUCCACCUUCUACCUAAUUUACCUGACAUUAAAUUCCUCACCUAAUUCUUUCACCUCUCACUAUCACAUUCAUACCACACACACAGAUCAAGAUGUUGGAAGCUCGCCUAGAACAAGCCUCUCUCCUCAAGCGUGUUGUCGACGCUAUCAAGGAUUUGGUGCAGGACUGCAACUUCGACUGCAAUGACUCUGGUAUCGCCCUCCAGGCCAUGGAUAACUCCCAUGUAGCCCUGGUUUCCAUGCUUCUUAAGGCCGAAGGCUUCUCCCCAUACCGCUGCGACCGCAACAUUGCUCUUGGUAUCAACUUGAUCUCCUUGACCAAGGUCCUACGGGCUGCUCAGAAUGAAGACAUUCUUACUCUCAAGGCCGACGACUCCCCGGACGCCGUUAACCUCAUGUUCGAGAGCGCCGAGACCGACAGAUUAAGCGAAUAUGAUCUUAAGUUGAUGGACAUUGACCAGGAGCACCUGGCAAUCCCGGAGACCGAGUAUGCCGCUACUGUCGAGAUGCCUUCUGCAGAGUUCCAGCGAAUCUGCAGAGACCUGAACGCGCUUUCCGAGUCUGUUGUCAUUGAGGCUACCAAGGAAGGUGUGAAGUUCUCCUGCCAGGGUGACAUUGGCAGUGGAUCCGUCACCAUCCGUCAACACACCAACGUCGAUAAGCCCGACCAGAACGUUUCCAUUGCUCUUUCCGAACCCGUUGCCCUUACUUUCUCCCUCAAGUACCUCGUCAACUUCUGCAAGGCUACGACUCUCUCCAGCACGGUGACCCUCUGUCUGUCCCAGGAGGUUCCCCUGCUUGUUGAGUACGGUCUGGGAAGUGGUCACCUGAGAUUCUACCUCGCUCCUAAGAUUGGUGACGAGGAGUAAAUUAAUCAAGAAAACAAAAACAGAACAUACAACUUACGACGAAGGGCAGUAAAUGGUUUCUUUGCGGGUUUCAUUUUACAUUCGGAAAUAUCCCACGUUGACGGAACAAAGGAUUUUGUUAUCAUAAUAUCCCAGUUAGAUAUGAAGCGAUUGUUUUUUCCACACUUGCAUUGUGUACUGGUAACUUGAAUAAAAGUACUUUCUCGUGAUGAACUUGGGGACGCGGCGAAGAUACAAAGUAGACUACGCAGGGCUUAAAAUGUCAUACAAGAAAUCAGUAUCUGCACUACACAGGGCAAAUCCCAAGAAACAAGGAUCAAGCAUCAAUUGAUAUCAUUUAUCAACACUACACGGCGUAUU